Molecule: messenger RNA, 2375 nt
Organism: Amoebophrya sp. A120
Lineage: Eukaryota; Dinophyceae; Syndiniales; Amoebophryaceae
Source: the annotation of a GenBank genome assembly
UGUGAAUGCAAAGCCAGCAACUCUACAUCGAGUAUUCACUGUCCGAUUCCCCAUGCCUGGGAGUUGUGUAACGGAGGUGAAUUGCCGACACGUCCGAUGAUCGGCACGCUUUCUGAUCUGCUUCUCGGACUCGGUGAGGUUUUGCAUGACGAAAUAAAUGUUGACGGUGACCAAUUGGAUCAUGAAAUCUCGCAAACCUAGACAUAGUGGAUCGACGCUAUUAGUGCGUGGCUAGGCUGCAAGACGUUCUCCUCGUAGUAUUGGGAGCGCUGCUGCUGCACAUGAUCGGACCAGUAUUGCAUGCCAUUUUACAUACAUUUUUUUUUCUUAUACCGACCUCUGUCGCAUUAUUUUUCAAGCUCCUACUUGACAAUCGCGGUCAUUCUUUUCUCACCAUUUUCCGCGACACACCACUUUCCAGAGCGGCUGGAUCAGUGUUUUCGUGCUACCUCUUUUUUUCAGGAUUAUAUUUUGCCCUGUUAUAGGAAUUUUCGCUUUCCUUUGAAGCAACAUUUUUUGACGAACAAUUCAUUUUCCCCUUUCGAUUUCAUUUUCUAGCGAAGAUUACUAGAUACGACCUCCCGGAGCGAUUUUCUAUUUUUGCCCACGACCACAGCAACUCGUUGGAAUAUCAAAAUGGCCAUCUUGCGCAACUUGUUUUUUGCCGGGUUAGCCGCCGUGGCUGUGACGGCGAAGCAGCCGACGAAGGCUGAAGGUCUGGCUUGGUUGGAAGCCAAGAAAAAAGAGGACGGUGUCAUCACCUUGCCAUCUGGCUUAGCCUACAAGGUAUUUUUUGCUUCCGCCUCUAGUUGCACCACGAAGCGUUGGGUUUUCGAUUGGAGGUCUGAAAACAAUUUGCAUGCAACAGGCGCAUGAUGAUGAGCAAACCUAGUACUUGGAAAAAAAGUGAAGCUAGAGGCGAAGAUCUUCAUCAGGAACUGAUGCUCCAGCAUGCAAGCGAAAAAUCGCUUGCGCAAUUCGAUCUGCGCAAACAAUAAAAACUUUUAUUCUACUUCUCCACCAGGUUCUGAAAGCAGGCGAGGGUAAGGAGCACCCGUUGGUCGGUACCCCGUGCGCUUGCCAUUACGCAGGAACCCUGAUUCCGCAGAACGGAGCAGAAAAGGGAAAGGAAUUCGACUCCUCUUACAAACGUGGCGCGCCAACCACCUUCGCACCGAACCAGGUAAAAACUGACUUCUAAAGAAGUUGCAUGCGAAAGAGUUGUGUAAAAACGAAUGGACGCAAGCGAUGCAGUGAUUGCAAGUUGUAUACAAAUCUUGCUGGUCCUACUACUCACACCAUGAAGAUGGGUAGUACAACUUACAGCAUCUACUUCAGCAGUAAGCACGAAUAUGAACAGUAAGCUCGCUUCUAUCGAAAAAUGAUCAGGUCAUUGCGGGUUGGACUGAGGCUAUGCAACUCAUGGUCCAGGGCGACAAGUGGGAAAUGUACAUCCCCCCAAAUUAUCGAAUGCAAAUAUGUCUGGGUCUGGAAGGAUCCAAACUUGUCACGCAGGUUUUUCUUGACCCGUGAGGUCUGGAAUGCAGGACCUAGCAUGACAGACUCUGCGAGAUCUCUUUGAUGCCUAUCCUGCAUGAUAGACUUCCUCUCACUUUGGUCAAAAGUGAACGGCUUUUGGUAAUUGUGCAACACAGAUUAUUGCAUGACUGACAUUUUGGUUUUGCAUGACAAGUUCAAGUUGCCAUGUCCCAGACCCAGACAUGUUUGCGCUUGAUACAAAUCUCGCCUACGGGGAUCGCGCGAUGGGCCAGGAUAUCCCGGCCGGCAGCACGUUGGUCUUCACGAUGGAGAUUAUGGAGAUCAAGGGCGCCACGAAGCCCAAGGUGGAGCUUUAAACUGACGGACCAAGUCCAAGUUUUUGCGCAAUAACAUAGGAUAUUACGCAGCGCAGAAGUCCUUGGGUUUAUAUGUGCAAAAAAACACCAGCUUUACUCGACCACCUAGUCGCUCCUCGCAAAAAUCAAAACGAAAUCAAGCAAAAGUUUAAACAGCAAGUUUUUUUUUUAAGUGGAGGUCUCGUGUAAGUAGACUCCCGCGUCAUAUUAGUAGUUGUAUCCGACCUCAGGUACAGGGAGCGAUUCUUUACAGCUUAUUUUCGAAGAAAGUUCAUUGUACUUGGCAAAACAGCAUUGGUGUCGUUGUCGAUGUCUGCAACCAGUAUAGUCUACUUUCUUCCAUUGUCCCCCAGAGACAGAGAGUUCUGUUGUACGAGACUGCGCACUUUUUAGCACCGCCUGGCCGCGCGCGUGUAGUAAAAAUGAAAUUUGUGCGCCAGAAAAAAAAAAUACGAAGGCGUUGGUCAAUUCACCAGACGCUGCACCGAAGGAAGGCCCUCUUUCUUGAUGGAGCUGCGG